Eurytemora carolleeae is the source of this 1462-nucleotide messenger RNA. RefSeq lists its product as uncharacterized. The record is from RefSeq and is a predicted model, not a curated record. The coding region runs from base 728 to 1432 and encodes 234 amino acids. NCBI's taxonomy places the organism in Eukaryota, Metazoa, Arthropoda, Copepoda, Calanoida, Temoridae. The transcript has 9 exons.
GCAAAGCCCCCCCCCCCCUCAGUUGGAAUAAGGUAAACUUGCUUAACUAAGCUAACCUUUGAAAACCAUUUCAGGGGAUGUGAAAAUAUAUACACCUGAAAAUCUGAGAAAGGCCAAGGUGUCAUUUUCGUUCAUGGUAAAAAGGGCAAACAUUAUUUUAAUCAGCCCUCUAUUUAAAUAUAGGCAUGUCUGAUUUACAUCAGUAUUACCCUUAAGCCUUUUAUCUGAACAUCAAUGUUCUACAUCUCAGCCAUGUAAAUCUACUUCUAACUUUUGUGAAUAAACCAUGAUUGGAAUUCAAUUUUUAAAUGAAAAGAUAUCUUCAUCAUGACAAAAUGGAAAUAUAUUCGUUUGGAUGGCUAAUAAUUGACAUUUUAAAUGGCGUUUUUUCUUCAAGAUUUGUGUGCAGUGGUGCAAACACAAUUUUCUAGAACAUUACUUAUAAAAUAAGAAUCUCAAUUGAAUAAUAGCAGUCUGAGAGCCUUUUGACAAUAAUUCAAGAAAAAAAAAUUAGUAAAAUAGAAAUUUUUAAGUUUGCAAAGCAUAGUGAUAUAUAUGUUAUAAGAAAUAAACGACUUCAAAACCUGAGCUUAAAACAUUUUAAACAAUUCAAAUUUUUUAAAAACUCUAAAUACUAAAAUUUAAUAAAUUCAUUAUCUUUUACCUUAUAGCGAAGUCUGAAGGAAUGAAAUUCCGAAUGGCAAUUAAUCUUCUCGAGAUUUCUUGAAUGCUGGUGGCAGACAGCGUUACACCCCUGGGUCCUUCUGUCCAAACAACAAUCAUUGCAAAAACUGGAAGCCAUGAAAUAAGAACUAGUACCACAGAUAUAACAGUACCUUGGCGCUUCUUCACACGUAAACAAAUAAACAAUAUGGAAUAUAUUUAUAUUUUCCUAAUUAGUUCACUUGUUCCAGUUUCUGAAUGUAUAAAAUGUUACGACUGCAAUAUACUGGAUAGCAGAUCACCUAAGGACUGCCCGGGAAACCUAAUUGACUAUCCUACAGCCAACGCUUGUAGGGUUCUUGCUCUUAGUGAUGGUACUAUGAUUCAGCAGAUCGUGUCUCCUGAAUCUCUCUGCUCGGAGUCAAACUUUAAAACUUUGAAGAUCAGAGUAGCAAAACAAUUCCAUGAUGGUGAAGCUGAUGCUAUGUGUUGUUUUACGGACGGUUGCAACAGUUCUCCACGUGUGGCCAGGCAGAGUCUAGAAACCAAACCAAACCCAAAUCUGAGUACACCACCAGAGGGACAAUUCAAUCAAGCUCCCCCUGUAAUCCAAAAAAGUGUCUCAGGAGGAAAUCUGGCAAAGUUACAGCAGGAGGAUGCAACAGGUGGAAGUCUGAGGGCAGAGGCUGCUGCAGAUUCUAUAAAUAUCAAUUCAAGAUUUCGUUUAAUGCUCAGUGUUUUGGUCAUUUUUACUUUGUUUAUAAUUUGAUUCUGAAAAAAUAAAUGUGUUUCCAAUCUG